This is a messenger RNA of Protopolystoma xenopodis, 522 nucleotides long. The record is from the annotation of a GenBank genome assembly. Lineage: Eukaryota; Metazoa; Platyhelminthes; Monogenea; Polystomatidea; Polystomatidae.
AUGGAAAGCAAUUUGUCUGCCAUAUCAUCUGGCACAAGGGUGCUGUCGUCCUUUCUCGCUCCUAAUCAAGAAUUCAAUCAAAACGAUGUAGAUAUUCUCGUUGCUUUAAAUACAACCCCAAUAUCCGAUACCAUUACCACAGGUUCUGCUACUAGUUUGAUUGUCACAAGUGCGACAGCUACUCUCAAGGGUGAAAAUCUUGCUACUAAUGUAGCUAACGUUCCCUUAGAGAUUACAACCGCCAACACUUGCAUUAGUGGAGAUGAUGCCUAUUCAAAGGAUAUAUCGACUCCAGAAAGUUGCGACCUCAUGCAUGAACUUAGGUCGCAGAAUGCGGAGGUGGAUCUGGAAGAGGAACUAUUAGAUAAGGGAGACGCUAGUUAUCUUCUUUGCCUGGAGGAAAUUUUGAUAUCAAUUCAUCGUGGAUAUUAUGCUGCCUACGAGUCCUGGAAAAGGAAACGUGCCAGACGCAAGAUUAAAACUCUUGAAACUUGUUAUUCAGGGUACGUCAUUUUCUCAUAA